CGUGACAACUUCAGCUCAGCGGUGGCUAAGAACGUGAUCGUGGUCGGCUUGUGGAUCUCCAUCAACUAUAUGAACAGCACGCUUGUCCACACCUUCAUCAAGCAUGAAAUAUUCACUGGAAACCCUCGCUACAUACUCUUUAUCCACAUGGUGCUAAACGACAUGAUCCAACUGACUGUUACAGUAGUCCUUCACGUCUUAAGCUACAUUGUGUUCACUAUCAAUGUCCCUUUCUGCUGUGUUCUAAUAAUGAUCGCCAUAUUCACAACACUCAACACACCAUUGAACCUCGCGACCAUGGCUAUAGAGCGCUACAUCGCUAUCUGCAACCCUUUGCGACACACUCAGAUAUGUACUGUUCGCAAAACAUACGUUCUUAUAGGUCUACUAUGGGCUUUGAGUGUCAUUCAAGUUCUACCAGACUUGUUUAUUCUUUUAGCAACACAACCUUUAAGCUUUUUCUACACCACUGUUUCCUGCUACAGAGAUAACCUGUUCAAUAAUCCAUAUGUGAUCGAAAAGAGAAACAUCAUGUACAUUAUCUACCUGUCUUUUGUGUGGGUCACAAUAGCCUAUACAUAUUUGAAGAUACUGUUUGUUGCAAAGGCCGUAAACUCUCACGCUCGCAAAGCCCAGAGUACCAUCAUCCUACAUGGAAUUCAGCUUCUGAUGUGCAUGCUUACUUUUGUUGGGCCGUUCCUUGACAGGCUGCUCCAGAAUAUCUUUCCAAUGUUUAUUUUGGAGAUGAGAUUUGUGAGUUAUUUAAUAAUCCAAAUUAUACCCAGGUUUAUCAGUCCUAUUGUGUAUGGGGUGAGGGAUCAAACCUUUUGUAAUUAUUUUAAAAGAUAUUUACUGUGCACAAUGUUCAAGGCGAGAAAUAAAAUCAACACUCAAAAGAUUGGCAAAAGAUUCCAAUAA
Messenger RNA from Xyrauchen texanus (razorback sucker), 918 nucleotides. Its product is annotated as odorant receptor 131-2-like. Gene Ontology annotation, biological process: G protein-coupled receptor signaling pathway. The transcript has a single exon. The record is from RefSeq and is a predicted model, not a curated record. Bases 70 to 918 code for a protein of 282 amino acids. Lineage: Eukaryota; Metazoa; Chordata; Actinopteri; Cypriniformes; Catostomidae. Gene Ontology annotation, molecular function: G protein-coupled receptor activity. Gene Ontology annotation, cellular component: membrane.